UGCUUAAGCGGAGAAUACACACGCGCGCGCGCGCGCGCACACACACUCACGCACUCUCUCACACGCGCGCGCACACACACACUCCGGAGAGAGUUAAGCGUGUGAGGAUGAUGAAGUCGGCGUGAAGGAGCUGGAGGACUGCCUGCGUGUGUGUGUGUGUGUGUGUGUGAGUGUGUGUGUGUGAGAGAAAGAGUGUGUGUGUGUGUGUGUGUGUGUGUGUGUGUGUGUUUAACCUUUGGGACAUGAGCAGCGGAGUGAAUCGGCGCCUCACCGGUGGGAGAAGGUGGAGGAGAGGUCGAGCAAAACGAGGACUGUUUGCAAUGUUAUCUGCAGCCACUGAUGCCACGUUUCAAAGAAGAAACUGGAAGAUGGUGGUAUGGGUGCUUGUAUCUCUGCUGCCCCUGGUAGUCGGAGACAGGCCCGGGUUUGGCGAAGACCCCGUGGACGCAGUGGGUUUGGUUACGACCAUGCUGGACGAGCAGCCGUUUGACGCCCUACCCGAGGAAGACGAGGAGAUGGGAGACGGAGACAGCUAUUCUCCGUGGCAUAACGUUUUUGAACCCUCGGUUCUAGUAGAGGAGGAGCAUCCAGCCCGGUGGGAGCGUUCCCCACGUUCCUCAGAUGCCUCUGAUGCUCAGUCCAAGGGCUCGCGCAAGAAAAAGAAAAAGAAGAAGAAAGAGAAGGAGAAAGGCGAGGAUGAGGGGCGGGGCCAGAGCAGCCGCGACUGCCACCUGGAGCGGCGUGAGAUGCGAGUGAGGGACCUGGGGAUGGGUUACGACUCGGACGAGAUCGUGCUCUUUAAGUUCUGCGUGGGUUUGUGCCAGAGUGCACGGGGGAACUACGACGCUGCGCUGCGGGCUCUGCUGACCAACGGCAGCCUGCCGAAACGCACAGCACGCAAGGUCAGCGCCAGACCCUGCUGCCGACCCACGGCAUACAAGUCCGUCUCCUUCAUGGACACGUCCACAACGUGGAGGACCAUCGAGAAUGUCUCGGCCUUGGACUGCAAGUGCGUGGGCUAAGUCGCUGUCGGAGGAGGAGAAAAGAAAUCGAUCCCCCCUCGAGAAAGAGUAGCGAAGUGGAGCCAUACGGAUUCCUGAAAUCGGGAUUACAGGAAUGGGAGGCGUUCUGGGAUGAAAGCUGUUCCAGCGAAAGGAGACAGCAAGUGAUGUGCUCCAUGUAUGCAUUCAGCCUUCUGUAUUCCCAAGAACCGGAGUGAAAAAGCCCAGAGUGAUGCCGGACUCGCCCGAGGUUGGGGCAUGGCAUGGAGAAGUUCUUUGGAAGGUAGACGAUGGCGCCGCGAUGGACGCUGAUGGAUUGCUCAAGAACUAGUCAUGAGAAACUUGGCAAGAAACUUUGCGAGACUAUAAUAAGAUGGAAUGUUCCAUUUGUCCAUUUGUUACGGAAGAAUGUCAGAGCUUUGAGUGUGUAUACGUGCCAAUACCGAGUGAAACCAUUGUAUAUUGUUUGAGAAGAAGCGGAUUGUAAUUUGUUUGGCGUUCAGGUUAACAUAUCACACGCUGCCUAAAUUACAACAGCUAUUAUUAUACAUGAUUUUAUAAACUUACAAUACUGAAUUAAACCAUGCCUACACAAAGCUCUGGACUGUUAAGGGAACUGAUGAAAAGGUCUAUAAACGGUUAAAGGAUUACUUUGUCGGGGGGAGAAAAAAAAAAUCGCCGUGACUUUCCUUCUUAAACUUUCGCCCAAUCAAGUCCAGCGUUUUUACUUUUACACUUGAGCUAUGAGGCUAAUGUUUAGUAGCUAGCAAGGAAUGGAAGGCUGUAUCACCCAAAAUCUUUACAUCUUUACAUCCAUAUGCUGCACAAACGCAUUUCCAAAUUUUAAAUCGUAGCUUAUUUUUUAAGAUUUAAGACUACGUUGCCAUCCAUAUUAGGAGACAGAGUCGUAGGAGAGGAUUAGGAGGGGUCUAGGAGGCGGGUUCUAGUUGUCCAAGAUGGCUGUCUCUGUAAUGGUGAGGUAUUGUUCAUGUUUAUGCAUUCAAUAAGCCACACUAACUGAUUCGCCAAGCAAUAUGUCUUAAGGAAAAUAUUAUGCUAACUCACACCUAGAAGAAGUUAGAAUUUGGCUCGGCUGUGAGCUAAUGUUAAUGAUCCUGUUUGAAAGAAUGCUAAAGCACAUCCGCAGUGAAAACAAAACCUAACUAGCUAGCUAAAACAAAGCUUAACUAGCUAUCUAAGUCAUCAAGGUAAUUACAAAGCUUAACUAGCUAUCUAAGUCAUCAAGGUAAUUACAAAGCUUAACUAGCUAUCUAAGUCAUCAAGGUAAUUACAAAGCUUAACUAGCUAGCUAAUUCAUCAAGGUAAUUACAAAGCUUAACUAGCUAGCUAAUUCAUCAAGGUAAUUACAAAGCUUAACUAGCUAGCUAAUUCAUCAAGGUAAUUACAAAGCUUAACUAGCUAGCUAAUUCAUCAAGGUAAUUACAAAGCUUAACUAGCUAGCUAAGUCAUCAAGGUAAUUACAAAGCUUAACUAGCUAGCUAAGUCAUCAAGGUAAUUACAAAGCUUAACUAGCUAGCUAAUUCAUCAUCUCAUUUAUAAAACUGAACUAAGCUAAUUCAGUCAAUUUAACAUUAAAUCAACACACGUCUUUAGAUUUAACGGUGGAUUUUAGGACAAUAUCUUACUAAGAAAAAAAAGUCUCUUAGCUUUUGAGAUUUUUUCUUCAACAAGUACGUCAAACUGAAAAUGUAGAGUAAAACCUAUGUUGUUUUUCUCUUUAAAUUCUACUUGAGUAAAGUACAGAUUUUCCCAAAGAGUACUUAAGUACAGUAACGACGUACAGUUACUCAAGUAUUUCCCACUCUACAGUUAAUACUCUAGCUAGCACUUAGCUACAUUAGCCUCGUAGCUGCCUUACAAACGUCAGACAGCAAACAUGGCUGACUGACGACAUUUAGGAGAAGUGGGAAAUUGCUGUAAUGUGUUAAUGUGACGGCUGACGGCUGAACUGAUCCCGAUCCGGUCAGCGAUGUAACACCAGCAGUAGCAUGACACCAGGAUUAGCAUUUCUACCUGUUACAUCUAUUACACCUGUCAUUGACGUUGCGACCGACUCCAAUGCGUUUUGUCGUUGUGCUACAACACGGAUGCUGUGCAUCUCUUAGCAUUUACUGUAUGCUUCAUAGGUUCAAUAUUUAUUUUUGCAUCUAAGUUAUUUAUUUAUUCAUUCUUGUGUAUAAGGAUGUGUUUUUGACCCAUUAUAUAUAGAUAUAUAUUUAUUAACGUGUAUAAUAAUAAUGUUUAUUUGCUUCAUUCCCACCUCAUUUGUUAUUUGAAAUCGGCAAGGCUUUGAUUAAAAAAACAACAACAACAACAACAACAACAACAACACACUAAAACCUUUCAAAAAGAAGCCUUUUUUAAUGUUUAUUUUUUAAGAUGUGAAGAGUUUCUAUAAGGAGUUAUAAAACGUUCCGGGUCAGAAUCGAGCUAAUUAAUGUGUGUAUCAUCACACUGACCGCUCGCCUUGUUGCUAUUUACUCUCCCUUUAAAGAAAAGCUGCUCUCGAGGAAAUACUCCAAUGUACAACAGUAGUUAUAGUAGACAUUUAUUAGUUUUUACACAGUAUUUGCAUAUUAUUAUUAUUAUUAUUAUUAUUAUUAUUAUUAUUAUUAUUAUUAUUAUUAUUAUUUUUGUACAACCCUGUAAAGAAAUAAAGCUGUUUUUAUGUAAGGUG
Messenger RNA from Ictalurus punctatus (channel catfish), 3699 nucleotides. RefSeq names its product glial cell line-derived neurotrophic factor. Lineage: Eukaryota; Metazoa; Chordata; Actinopteri; Siluriformes; Ictaluridae. Gene Ontology annotation, molecular function: growth factor activity; glial cell-derived neurotrophic factor receptor binding; receptor tyrosine kinase binding. The transcript is spliced from 4 exons. Bases 243 to 1022 code for a protein of 259 amino acids. The record is from RefSeq and is a predicted model, not a curated record.